UAAUCUCAGCACCGAGCGGCUAAGGUUUUGUUCACCAUGUUGGAUGAACAGCUCAUUUCAGUUACCUCGUGACCAAUACUUUUAUCAUGUCACAGGAGCGUCGUGAGCUUGAAGUGUAGAGGAUCAGCCGAGUGACGUUUUUUCCUCAACUGACAGCGUCAAGGCCCAGCGGAACCAACGGAGGCAAUGCUGUUUUUAUGUGGAGAUAGAGAUACCCAUUAGCUAUCUCUGAGUUGUCAGAUUGAAUACCGCUGUCUAGCUCCUGGCGGUAGAUUUUGUCCCACAACAAACGGAUUUAACUUGUUAGUCUGUUUGGAUGCGCGCUUCUGAGCCGUAUUAGGACAGAGUGGGAUACAGAUACACACACACACACACACACACACACACACACACACACACACACACAAAAGCUGUCGAUGGGGGAAUUACGUUGUCUGCCAGCCGUCUGUGAGGAUUUCUUUUCUCGUGUUUUGAGUCAUGGUCGAAGCUUCGUCACCCUGUCAAACUGAUGGGGGUUUCUUUGGAAGCACGCGGCGCGGUGGAUUGCUAUAAUAAUAUGUGAGUAGGGUGGCUUGCCGAGGCCCGGGCCUGCCUGCCUCUCUGCGCUGCUGUAUUGUAGCCUUGGCUGGGAUACACCUCCUCUGCACCGGAUCAGCAGCGUUAAUUACGACUCUGAGAUUACCUCUGCUAUCAGAGUAGUUGUCUGGCCUGUACACACAUCUGAAGGAGAAUCCAGUUUGGAAUAAUAGAUUGCGAUUUUUAAGCCGUGUGGUGAGAAAAGCAACGUCGCCAGUGUGUGGCAAACUUGGAACACUUAAAAGAUGAAUGCUCUGUUUCCCAUGUGACCUGCUUUAGAUCGCACUAUUUUAUUAAGAGAGGAAGGUGAAUUUUUCCAGGAGUUGAGGUAGAACCAUCUCUGUGAUGAAAUGCCUUUAAGUCUUUUUUCUAUUGAAUAUUUUUGGUUUGUCACUGACAGCAGUGGCACUGUUAAAGCUGCAUAGAUUGUAUGUUUGGUUGGUCCAUUGCCCAUAAUGUGCUCUCCGUCACUAGUUUCAGACUUCAGUAGUCUAAUGGCGUUCUAAAUAGAAAAUUAAUUUAGGGGAAGUGGGGCAAAGCCUAGUUAGUAUUAUGCUAAAACGCCAUAUCAGAUAUCGGAUCAUUUCUGUCAAAGUGAUUGACUUUGGACGCUUAAAGGACAUAAAUUUUCUCUAUGUUUGCCACAAGUUGUAUUAACCGUGGGGUUGCUGUCUGGUUGCCAUUAGUAUCAUUUUGAGAAGCAGUUUGAAAAGGAGGCAUUUAAGUAUCAUUGGAUGGCUCUUUGCGGUACAACUGCUGCAAAUGUUACAAAAAUGAUGGCUGCUUACAACGGUGGUUCCUCAGCAGUAGCUGCCCAUCACCCCCAUCACCACCACCACCAGCUCCAGCACCUACCGCCUCCCCACAUGCAUCACCACCACCACCACGCGGGCCAGCACCACUUACAGCACCCGGGCUCAGCCGCUGCUGUGCACACGGUCCAGCAGCACACAUCAACGGCUGCCGCUGCGGCGGUGAUGCUAAACCCCGGACAGCAGCAGCCCUACUUUCCGUCUCCAGCCCCUGGGCAAGCUCCCGGGCCGGCCGCGGCCGCGGCUCCCGCACAGGUCCAAGCGGCUGCAGCAGCCGCUGUCAAAGCUCACCACCACCACCAUCAACAGCAGCAGCAACAACACACGCAUCACUUACAGCAGCUGGAUAUUGAGCCUGACAGACCCAUCGGCUACGGAGCGUUUGGAGUUGUCUGGUCAGUGACAGACCCCAGAGACGGAAAGCGAGUUGCCCUCAAAAAGAUGCCCAAUGUCUUCCAAAACCUUGUUUCUUGUAAGAGGGUAUUUCGUGAGCUGAAGAUGCUGUGCUUCUUCAAACAUGAGAAUGUGCUCUCGGCGCUGGACAUACUACAACCUCCACACAUUGACUACUUUGAAGAAAUCUAUGUGGUAACUGAACUGAUGCAAAGUGACCUCCAUAAGAUCAUUGUAUCACCGCAGCCUCUGAGCUCAGACCAUGCCAAAGUUUUUCUUUAUCAGAUUCUGAGAGGACUUAAGUACCUUCACUCUGCUGGAAUUCUACAUCGAGACAUCAAACCUGGCAACCUCCUCGUCAACAGCAACUGUGUGCUCAAGAUCUGUGAUUUUGGCCUGGCCCGAGUGGAGGAGUCCGAUGAAUCAAGACACAUGACUCAGGAAGUGGUGACACAGUACUACCGAGCUCCAGAAAUCCUCAUGGGGAGCCGCCACUACUCCAACUCAAUUGAUAUCUGGUCUGUAGGCUGCAUCUUUGCUGAGUUGCUAGGGCGACGCAUCCUCUUCCAAGCCCAAAGUCCUAUUCAGCAGCUGGAUUUAAUCACUGACCUGUUGGGGACACCUUCUAUGGAGGCGAUGAGGACGGCAUGUGAAGGCGCUCGUGCACAUAUUCUCAGAGGACCUCACAAACAGCCAUCCCUUCCUGUUCUGUACACACUGUCCAGCCAAGCAACCCACGAAGCAGUGCACCUUCUCUGCAGGAUGCUGGUGUUUGAUCCGUCAAAGAGGAUUUCAGCCAAAGAUGCCCUGGCUCAUCCUUAUCUAGACGAGGGUCGACUUCGCUACCACACGUGCAUGUGCAAAUGCUGCUAUACCACAUCCUCUGGUCGUGUGUACACCAGUGACUUUGAGCCCAUCACUAACACCAAGUUUGAUGAUGGCUUUGAGAAGAAUCUGAGCUCUGUAAGACAAGUCAAAGAAAUUAUCCAUCAAUUCAUUUUGGAACAGCAAAAAGGCAGUAGAGUACCACUCUGCAUUAAUCCUCAAUCUGCUGCUUUCAAAAGCUUCAUCAGCUCCACAGUGGCUCAGCCCUCUGAAAUGCCUCCAUCUCCGCUGGUGUGGGAAUAGCUACUGUUUUGUGUCAUUAUUUUUCCCGACUGACAAGCUGCUAAACUGGGAACAAGAAAGGGUCUCAGUGUCUUCUAUCAUCUGUGUAGCAUUUCACUGGAGAGCAUGACUCACAGGUCUGCUGGGCUUAUGCUGAAAAAUGGAAUGAAAGAAGAAAGAUCCACUGAUAAUUGCUUUAUGAUGUUGUGUUAGAUUGUUUAAAUGGAAAUAAAUGACAGAAAAGCUCUGUACAAUGCAUUGUGCAGAAUUUUUCUAAAGAAACUGAGAACACACACAUACACAAACACACAUAUAUAUAUAUGUGUGUGUUUGUGUUUGUGCACAAAUUAUAUAUAAAAUGUGUAUUUUACAAAUUCAAAAUUCUGCAAUCAUCAUCCUAUUAAUUUAGAAAACUAGGCUACUUUACACCCUUCAUUUCUGUCAUUUCUGGAUUAUUUCCAACCACACUUUUGAUUCUGACAAUCAAUUGUAAUGCUAUUAUUAUCAGCAACUGAAAAUUGCCCAUAUUUUAGAAUUUCUACAAAUUUGCUCUCUGUAUCAUUAUCGUUUUAUUUAUUUUUAAUCAUUUGUAUUAAAAAAAAAUGUUGCCUUGUGGGCCCACUGCGUAUUUGACAGUUUUCAUGUAUUCAUUCUUUUGACUGAAGGAGUGCUAAUUGAUUUUGGACAAAAGGGCUAAAGUUAGCGUUUUUGCCUAAUUAACAUUAAAAAGAUUAAAACCUAAGACCAACAUAUUCUAAAUAGCUCUAUUGAAAACACAGGGAACAGCCAAGCAUGGAUAGAUUUGGCUUUAAAUAGAGGUAACUAUAUGAUCCAUCUAUUUAUGUUGUGCAAGUUUUUUUGUUUUACUUAUGUGUUGUUCCAGCACAUCAAAAUUAUGAUAGCUUGUCACACAGCCAAUUUAGACCAAAUAUUUACUGAUUAAUUACUCAUCAUCUUCUCAUAGCAUCCUUCAAUGUGGAAUUAGUUCACUUUUUGUAAUUUACUUACAAAACAUACAGCAUGGGAUGUAUGGAAUUUGAAACUAUCUGUAGUUUUCACAGAAAAUCCAUUGAAAUAUUUAAAAUGUAAAAAUGUAAAAUGCUUACAGGAAAGUCAUUAUUACUGAUAAUGUUUAUGUAUCAGUUAUGUAUAAGUUUUCCAUUCGCAUAUUAAGGUUUUUUCAUUCACACACUGCCCAAGAGUUGUCAGCCAUAUUGGAUGUAUACAACAGCCAGUUGCUAGUGACUAGAUGACAGCGGUCUCUAGAGUUUCAUGGCUCCUCCUGGGUUAAAUAUGUUACCAAGAAAAUGCUGUACCUUCCCACUGAUUGUUUUGGUUGCUAGCAAAUUGCUGCGGUUGCCUGUAGUUUCUGAUAUUUGUCUGUAAAUACUUGCUUACUACUAGCUGAGCAGUAGUACAACUUGAAAGUGUGAUGUAAACUGGAGAUGGAUAAGGUUGGUAAAUGGACUGGUUCAAUCUUAUGUAAUGCUUUUCUACUCUAUUCAGACACUCAAAGCUCAGCAUGCACCACUCACCUAUUUACACUCAUUUAGACCCAUUCAGAAAAGCACUUUUUACCCCUCAGCCUUAAAAAAGGCAGAUGGUUUAUUGUCGUCACUGGCCCGGGCCGGUGGUGUGGACUUACAAGUUUGUGAAUGUGAUAACUCGAGAAUGAGUUGACAUAGGAGUUUAAAAUUGAUAGAUGCAGCUAUUUAAAAAAAUCCGUGAUGAGUUUGGUUCUCAGUUUUUUUUGAAAAUCUUGUAAAUGCGAUUACUUUAAAAUAAGGCUACAUAGGAUUUUGAAAUUGUUACCACAGGUUUAUCUACUAGGAGGCUGACAGGUAGCACUGGCAGUCACAAGUAUUUUUUUCUAUACUUUGUCUAUGUGACAAUCUAACAGUCACACUUAUUCGUCCAGUGAAUACAUCAGUGGCAGCUUGGGAUUUAGCAUCUUGCCCAGGGAUACUUUGUUAUACAGGCUGGAGCAGUAAGAAACAGAGUAAUUUUGAGUAAUUGAUAACCUACUCUACCUCCUGAGCUACAACUACUCCCUAAAGGUUCAGUUUCACAGUAAUAGUUGUGCUUCAAUACUGUAGCCAUUGUUUUUCAAAAGGCAAAUAUUUACUUUGAAGACAAAAAAGCCUCCUUUCCAGUUUGUGUUGCACUUUUCUGGUUUCACUGCAGUGCAGACAGUAGGUGGAAAGUGUUUCUAGAAGUCUGUCACGUCCAUUCAAAAACUAUAUCACAUCACAGUGACCAAAGCAAUCAUUAAGUUUUUGGGGAAUGCACAUUUUUCCCUUGGGCCUUCAGUGAUCAUUUUCCUAGGGACUGCUGUCAACCUCCAAUGUCUCACGAUCAGUCAAGGAACACCUUUUCUUUUAUCAUUGUACGUAAACUGGUCUCUUGCCCUGUGUAAAUAGGGCCUUAGCCCAAUGUAAGGCAAUGUAGGUGUUGAGCCUACAUUGUCACCUUGCACCAUGACUGUCACACUUCCAAAAUAGUAAAUAAGUUUAUGCCACAUGGUUAGUGGCCAUAUUUCAUAUUUUGCACAUCAUCUUACAGAUGAAUGAACACAAAUGUUUGUACAUGAGGCCUAAAGAAGGUAAUGACAAUAAGCCUGUCUGAAUUUGUGAACCUUCCCCACUUAUCAUGGAGAGAGUCAGACAUCCUAUCAUCCAUCAGCAACAUGCCAUUUCUGAUUGGUAACAUGAACUUGAGUAAAGUGUUCAGUUCCGUUUAAUUUCUCUGCAAAAUUAAAUGGAAUCUGCAGUUAAAAUUAUAUAUGAAAAGAUCAUUUUGGUGGCGUUGGUGAAUGCUCACUUGCAUCCUUCAUGAAGACAAGCUUUUUAAUGAAUAAGAAAUAACUUUAAGAAGGAAUUAGCCUAAAACCGUGCUUUUAGACUAGACAAUAAAAUAAACUCCUCUGAUGCAUACACAAGCAACUGUAAUGAUACAAGAACAAACAAUUCUACAGUAAUAUUUCUACCCCCUUGUUUGACCAACCACAUUAUACUACUUAUAAUGAGUUUAGUAAUCACAUAUAAUUUAAGAAGUCCCAUCAGACUGACUGAAAAAGUGUUGUAUAAUGAAGGAAUGUGUUUUAUCUACAUAUGUGCCUCCUAAAGUUCCCCUCUUGAACAUUCUCAGUCAAGGUGAGCUAUUUUUUUUUCCAAAAGAGUCUGAAGAGAAUUAUUUCUUAUUAAAAAUACCCUAGAAGCUUGCACUGAGCUGAAAUAUAUCAGGUUUCCAUUGUCCUCUGUAAUCUUUGCUGGACUUACUGUGUACUGUACACUUUCUGCACUGAAACAGAGCUGAUGCAAGUCCUGGUGUUUAUGGUUCUUUAUAGUCUGGGUCCUAUUUAAGUGGACUUGGCCAUUCGUUGUUUUCCAUGAGCACAUUAAAAGUAUAGCUUUUCUGUGGGGACAUUAGCAGCUCACAAGUCUCACAAGUGAGACUGUAAGCUAAUCUAACCAAAGCCACGUGAGCCACAUUUUUUAUCCUACCUUUUAGCAUCCUAACCCUCCAGCAAGAAGAAAAAGGGCAGAGGGUAAAUACUGUUAUGUAAUUAACUUUAACAGUUAAUGGACACAUUGACACUUUUUAAAAAAGUUUUUGCAGGCAAGAAAUUGUCAUUGUCAUCAGUAGGCUGUUGUCUGAAGCAAGUCUGCAAUAAGACAACUAGACAAAGUCUGGUGACAAUACAAUGACAACAUGCAAAAUACAUUUCAGAGACUUCAUGUCAGAAAUGGCAUGGAUACAUAUAUAUAAAUUGGGUCAAUACAGUAAAAAGAAAAUGUGCAGAAAAAUAAUUAAAAUGUUUUUUGUUUUUUUUUGAGCCACUGACUUUUUGGGUGGCUGUUGGUUAGCCAAAGCAAAGCUAAAACUGUUUGUGUGUUAUCACAUGUAGAUUGUUGGAAUGGAACAGCAAUGGAAGAAUCAGACUUAGACUGGGAAAUACAUAUUUAAAGAACUAAAAUCAUAGGUAAAAAGUGAGCUAAAGUAGCUUUCUUCAGAUGAGAAGAAAGCUUGUAGACCUUUUUCAUUAGAAGGACCAAUCAGAACCUAUUUAAAUACAAAGUAACUGAACUGGUGUAAACAGGCAGUUAAACCAGCAGUAUAUAUUGUUUUAGCUUUGUUCUUUCUACUUGAAUCUGUCAUCACAUACUAUAGACAUUCUUCAAGAAUUGUACUGAGCAGCUCUUCUCAAACAGGAGAAAAGUAGCACAUGAGCAUCUCAAAAAUGACAUGGUCUUUUCUACAUGUUUUUCCCUAAAUGGUAAUCCAGCGCAGAUAUGUGCCCCUGCUCUUUCUCAUGUGUGUACACUGUCUUCAGGAGAAAAAAAAGUUUUGACGUAAUUUAUUUAAUAUAUUUUUAGACUUGUUAUCAAUUUCUGUUCUUGUGUCCUAUGGUAUGCAUUCUUUUCACACCUCAGAAUAUAACUAUGUAUAUAUAUGUUAUAUAGAGAAGCAAAUCUACAACAACGUACAAAAAAAACCAAAAAACCCACACACAAAAAAACACUGUAUACGAAUUGUAUUAGCCUAUACAUUUCUAAGGCUGUGAAGUCAAUUUUUUUUAAAAACUUGCAUACAAAUGUAUAUAUAUUUUCUUGAUUUUUACCCUGCAACUAGGAUGUGGACAGAAAAUCCUGUAACAAUUCAAAGAAAUGCAGUCAUCUUAACGAUAACUUGUGUGUACAGCAGAGUUGUAGAUAUGUCUAAGGAAAAAAGCAUUUUUGUUAUUAUUUUUAAUUAUUUUGUCACGGCAACACUGUGAAUAUGUAUAUUAAGAAUUCACCAUGUUGGUCUCUACCUCUUGAGCUCAAUAACUUGGCAUUGUUUACCUCCACACAUUUCUGAUUUCAUGUGGGGAUGAAAUAAAAAAACAAAAAAAAAACAAAAAACUUGAAUGUCCAUUCAUGCUUUUGUACUGAAAUAAUAAAAUAUGCUGCCCCUACACAUACAUCUUCCGACAGACCUUUCUUGCACUCUGUUUGUAAUACAAAACCUACCAGUAGCCAAGGGUUACAUGACUGUUAGAUGUUCUGACCAUGAUGGUUGCAUUCAAAGCUCAGUGUCAGGGACUUGAUUUGAUACAAAGAGGUAUUAAACCUUGUGAUAACAAACAAAAGCUUCUCAUAAAGAAAAACUAUCAUUUGAGAAGCAUUUUCUCUUCUUUGCAAGUUGUAAUGCACUGUAUGUGGUUGUAGCAUUGGACAUUUGCAAGUUGUUGUCAUCAUCCAUAGAUCUGUAAUCAUUAGGGCUGACCCCUCCUAGUAUUAAAGCUGGGUUUCAGAAUUUGUCUUUA
Oreochromis aureus is the source of this 8196-nucleotide messenger RNA. It is a transcript of the gene nlk2, whose product is annotated as nemo-like kinase, type 2. Lineage: Eukaryota; Metazoa; Chordata; Actinopteri; Cichliformes; Cichlidae. Gene Ontology annotation, molecular function: ATP binding; MAP kinase activity. The transcript has 11 exons. Bases 1311 to 2909 code for a protein of 532 amino acids. Gene Ontology annotation, cellular component: cytoplasm; nucleus. The record is from RefSeq and is a predicted model, not a curated record. Gene Ontology annotation, biological process: intracellular signal transduction; protein phosphorylation.